AUGUCCAUGUUAGUUGGAUUAGAUAUCCUUUUGGUCAGGGUAAAUCAUCUGGAACAGCUCUGCGUGAAUCUGUGCUCUGAAACAUUACAACAUUUCUACAACACUCACAUAUUCAAGAGUAGAGAAGAGUACAGCAGGGAAGAAGGUGUUCUUUCAGAUUUUGGAGUGGAUUAUUUUGAUAACGCUCUGUGUAUUGAGCUACUCACUUGCCAGCGUGCUGGAAUUUUGACUAUGUUGGAUAAAGAAAGCCUAUUCGCAAGAGGAAGCUACCAGAAUUUCUUACAAAAAGUAAAGGGACAGCAUAAAGACAGCGAUUGUUUUUUCGAUCCAGAUCCCGAGAGUUCGUGUUUUGGAGUAUCGCACUACAAUGGAAACAUCGUUUACGAUGCCAGCUCUCUUUUGAACAUAAACAGAGACUCCAUCACUGAUGACAUUAUCUGUGUGUUCUCGAGACAGAACUGUAAUUUUGGUUUCGCCACGCAUCUUUUCACCAGUGAUUUGAAACCGCAGCAAGGGCAGGCAACUGCUCCCAAAGGGGUGCUAUACAGCAUAUCACCCACCCCCACUCAGGAGGCGCAAAGCCCCGCAGGAACAGCUGAUGCUCCUCUUCGUACAUUUUCGCAAGGAUUUCAGGAAAAACUUGAUGGUCUUCUUAAAACUCUGGUGCAAGCGCAACCGACAUUUGUAAGAUGUAUAAAGAUAAAUACUCGCGAGGAGCCAUAUUCCUUCGACCGUGGAAUUGUCAGUCAACAGAUUCGAGUGUUGCAGAUAUUCGAGACUCUUCAAUUGCUUCAGUCAGCCCUCGCUAAUCGCAUUCGACUUCAAGCAUUCGCUAGGAGGUAUGCCUUUGUCUCGCUGCGUAAGGUCCGGGGUUUGGAGGAGACUGGGUAUGAGGAUUGCAAAACUAUUCUGGAGACGCUGAUGAGAAAAGCUGAUAAGUCAAAGAGUGACGUCAUGUUUGGCUCGUGGGUACUGGGAAAGAGAUACGUUUUCUAUAGUGAAGUAGUGAAGCAAGAAUUAGCGAACUUGUAUGAAGAAAGAAAAGUGAAGGCCGCUGUGACGAUCCAGUGCUGGCUAAGGAGAUGGAUCUGUCGAAAGAGAUGGCCGAACCUAAAACGUUCAUUGGAACUUCAGCGAAAAGGCCGGCAGGGUAGCAAAAGUAAUCACAGUCUUGUUCGCAGAUCAGUUUCUCUGUCGGAUGAGCUUCGGGUUGACACGAAGGCUGCCGACCAGUCGUGCUGUCUCUUCGGAAUCGAUAUGGAGACUCCCCCACCUUUGCCUAAAAGCCGUCCGUACACUGUGUUAGGAAAUAUGAAGAUGGGGUUCCCACAAAAUCGUAUCAUGAAAAUGGAUUAUCCAGAUGACGGCAGCGAAGUUCUUCUGAAGAAAGGACAAGUUGUAAAGGUGGUUCGGGCGUCAGAAAAAAGAGGGUAUCUGGUUAUAGAGCACAGAGGCACAACAAUUCACUUGCCUUUUCAGGUUAUGGAGCUUAAGAAUUCUCCGAACCCUUCACCGAGGUGACCAGACACAGUGGUGAAUAAAGGCAAGUCUAACUAUGGGAAAACACGAUUAAACCCUGAUGGAACAGUUUUAGCUUACUACGCCUGCUGUCCGUUCUAAUCUCAGAAAGCAGACAGGACUUGGGCCCUCCUUAGCAGAACAUGUGAUCGCUGUUAUUGGCUAGAGUUCUGUUGGAUAAAGGAAACACAUCACGUGCGAAAAACCUUGUCCUUUGAUAGCAUGCGAAGAAACGCACAUGAUGUGCACGUAAACAUAGCAUUGUGUUAGGAGUUUAUUUACGAUUAGUUAGCGCAUAACAGAGGUUUAAUUUGCCCACGUCGUACUUAGCGGAUGUGAGCCGACAGCUGCAUUGAAAAUGAUGCUAGCACAGUUCUGGACAUUGCGUAGUUUGUCUUGUCAGAUAAAGUUAAGGCAGCAACAUGGUGAAUAUCUAUAUUUGUAUAUUGGUUGAAAGUUUAUUUUCAGCUCUGUGAGUUUUUACAGCUACGGUGUAAACCUUGACGAAUGAUUGUGUGCGAUGAUUUUUUUCCCCAAGUGAAAAUAUUAUUGAAAAUGGAAAUAUUUUUGUAACGCAUGAUAAAGCGUUAAACUUAAGCUA
Messenger RNA from Stylophora pistillata, 2119 nucleotides. Its product is annotated as unconventional myosin-X. The record is from RefSeq and is a predicted model, not a curated record. Lineage: Eukaryota; Metazoa; Cnidaria; Anthozoa; Scleractinia; Pocilloporidae. Gene Ontology annotation, cellular component: membrane; actin cytoskeleton; myosin complex. Gene Ontology annotation, biological process: actin filament organization. Gene Ontology annotation, molecular function: cytoskeletal motor activity; ATP binding; actin filament binding.